Linum tenue is the source of this 661-nucleotide messenger RNA. The record is from the annotation of a GenBank genome assembly. NCBI's taxonomy places the organism in Eukaryota, Viridiplantae, Streptophyta, Magnoliopsida, Malpighiales, Linaceae.
CUUUCAAGCUCAUGCCAGAUCGACUCAUUUUUUUUUUUUGUGAUGCCUUCACCGACGAUGGGCGUUCUUCCCUCGACGGGAUCAAGGGAUUGUGAUGUGUGGAUCCAUGAUUCUUUCGCCGGUGUAGAUCCACGUUGGAGAGGACCGCAGCGGAUGGCGACUAGAUUCUUCAAGGAGGCGAACCAAAUUUGCAGAUCCCAUCGUUAUAAGGGAUAUCUUUUUUUGGUCGUCGGAAUAUCAGCGAAUAGCAGCAGGACCAAGAGAUGAUUGAGUUAGAAAGAUAUCAAAGUGAUUCCUAGAGGAAAUAUCGGCAAAGCGUUUGGUGUUAAAGCUUUCGGUCAUCGAUCGUCGAAAUAUCUUGCCACUUCUCUCCUCAAUUGGAUUUUUCCGCAGAAGGCCCUAAAUCCUAAUCAAUUCUUUUCUUUCUCCCUUUGUCACUCUCAGAUGGGUAGCCGCGAGCACCGGAAUCGGCAAAGUAAUUGAAGAGAUUAGAGUUGAUCGACGAUCUCAACCACCGCUACCCUACUUACCCUGAAACAUUGUCGACGUCGAGGCAAGAAGGCGGUGGGUUCUGCCUAACCUUCACUGUGGGAUGCUGAAAAGCUGAUUCGGCUCUCUCUCUCUCUCUCUCUCUAAUUUUUUCGAUCAUUUUUCAUCUAUG